This is a messenger RNA of Punica granatum (pomegranate), 2385 nucleotides long. The record is from RefSeq and is a predicted model, not a curated record. NCBI's taxonomy places the organism in Eukaryota, Viridiplantae, Streptophyta, Magnoliopsida, Myrtales, Lythraceae.
GGUCUUCCCUCUCUAUUUACUCUGCACUUUUCUUCUUCUUCUUCUUCUUCCUCGUUUCUCCAUUUCCGAUUUCUUCUUCCCCUUUCUCCAUUGACAUUUUGUCCCCUUAUCGAUCCCCUCAAUCCUGCAGAAUGGAUCGUAUCUCACGGCGAGCACAAGUACUCAACAACCACCUUACUCAAACCCCGCCACCGCCGGCCUCCUCUCUGCAUCCCAGCCCCUGCCUCAGCUACUCCCCCCCGGAGCUCACCGAGAAGACCCACUUCGACACGGCGGACCUGCGCAGGCUGACCGACGGGCACAACCUGCAGGACCGAGACUGGCUGUACGGCCUUAUGGUCCAGAGCAAGCUCUUCAACCCGAGGAACUCGGGGGGCAGAGUAUUCAUCUCUCCCGAUUUCAACCAGUCUAUGGAGCAGCAGAGGGAGAUGACCAUGAGGAGGAUCGGGUACCUGCUCGAGAGGGGCGUCUUCCAAGGGUGGCUCACGGCCAAAGGCAUCGAGGCCGAAAUGAGGAAGUUCGCCUUCCUCGAGGUUGUCGGGAUGUUUGACCACUCUCUCGCGAUUAAGAUUGGCGUUCACUUCUUCUUGUGGGGUGGGGCGAUUCAGUUUUUCGGCACGAAGCGGCACCAUGAAAAGUGGUUAAAGGAUACUGAGAAUUAUAUGAUCAAGGGUUGCUUUGCGAUGACUGAGUUGGGGCAUGGAAGUAAUGUCCGAGGAAUCGAAACGGUUACAACAUACGAUGCCAAGACUGAAGAGUUUGUCAUUAACACUCCCUGUGAAUCAGCUCAAAAGUACUGGAUUGGAGGGGCUGCUAAUCAUGCGACACAUACAAUAGCAUUUUCACAGCUUAAUAUCAACGGGACCAACCAAGGAGUCCAUGCCUUCAUAGUUCAGAUUAGAGAUGCAGAUGGCAACAUAUUCCCCAAUAUUCGUGUUGCUGAUUGUAGUCACAAAAUUGGCCUGAAUGGCGUCGAUAAUGGCCGAAUCUGGUUUGACAAUGUGAGGAUACCCAGAGAAAACUUAUUGAAUUCAGUGGCUGAUGUUUCGCCUGAUGGGCAGUAUCUAAGCGCAAUUAAAGACCCAGAUCAAAGAUUUGCGGCGUUCCUGGCUCCUCUGACAUCAGGACGUGUAACCAUUGCUGUUAGUGCUAUUUACUCGUCUAAGAUUGGGAUGGCAAUAGCCAUUAGGUAUGCAUUGUCAAGGAGAGCCUUUUCAGUUGCACCUAAUGAGCCUGAAGUACUGCUGCUAGACUACCCUAGUCACCAGCGAAGGCUCUUGCCUCUUCUUGCCAAGACUUACGCGAUGAGUUUUUCUGUAAACUAUUUGAAGACACUUUACUGGAACAGAACUCCUGAAUUGAACAAGACUAUUCACAUUGUCUCUAGUGCGUAUAAAGCCGCAUGCUCAUGGCACAACAUGAGAACUCUUCAGGAAUGUCGUGAAGCCUGUGGAGGACAAGGCCUGAAGACGGAGAACCACGUGGGCCAUUUCAAGAGUGAGUUCGAUGUUCAGUCAACAUUUGAAGGAGACAACAAUGUCCUGAUGCAACAGAUCAGCAAGGCGCUUUUUGCUGAAUAUCUGAAUGCCAAGAAGAGGAAUAAACCAUUCAAAGGAUUGGGGUUGGAGCACAUGAACGGACCUUCCCCUGUUGUCCCUUCUCGGCUGUCUAGUUCGACACUCAGGGACAGGCAGUUCCAGGUCGAUGCCUUCCAUUUAAGAGAGAGGGAUCUUUUGGCUCGUUUUGCCGAAGAAAUACUUAAGCUUCUAUCACAGGGACAGAGUAGGGAACAUGCUUUCAUGCUGAGUUACCAGCUUGCAGAAGACUUAGGCAGAGCUUUCUCCGACCGAGCAAUGCUGCAGAAUUUCCUACAAGUCGAGGAAUCUGUACCCAGCGGACUGCUAAAGGAAAUCUUAGGCUUGUUGAGAUCCAUGUAUGCCCUUGUUGUCAUUGAUGAAGACCCUGCUUUCCUUCGCUACGGCUAUCUUUCACCCGAGAAUGCUGCAUCAGUGAGAAAGGAAAUCAUGAAGCUCUGCAGCGAUCUGCGUCCUCAUGCGCUUGCAUUGGUCAAUGCCUUUGGCAUCCCUGACGCACUUCUGAGCCCGAUAGCUUUUAACUGGGUUGAUGCUAAUGCUUGGUCUUCAGUCCAACAUUAGGCUCUCAUAAGUUUCUCACGAUAUAUAGUUCGAUGCAUAAUUGGGAUGCGUCUGGUCGGAGCUGUAUCCUACUAAGGAGCUUCUCAGAGGAAAACAACACAGGGUGAAGAAAAGGCUGAGAGGAGUCUGUUGUUGUAGUUUAAUGUAAAGCGUGGGAUGUAAUUAAGGGCCAUUCUCAAUGGAUAUCUAUGUUCGGAAGCAAUAAAAUGUAAACAUCUUGUUUUAUGUA